Molecule: messenger RNA, 3905 nt
Organism: Malurus melanocephalus (red-backed fairy wren)
Lineage: Eukaryota; Metazoa; Chordata; Aves; Passeriformes; Maluridae
Gene: PJVK
Product: pejvakin
Exons: 6
Coding region: 2779-3852 (357 amino acids)
Biological process (GO): programmed cell death
Cellular component (GO): cytoplasm
Source: RefSeq, a predicted model, not a curated record
AGUUUAUCCAGUCAGUUAAGGUUUUUUUCCUCCCUUCAACUGACUGCUUAAUAAUGCUAAUCUUAUUAUAUGGUUGACUGUGACAAGAAACAAAUUAAAAUCAGAUCAGUUCAUGCAGAUUACAGAUGGUUUUAGAUUUCUGGAUUAAAAAUAAUGAAAUAGUUCCACAUUUUCAGUUCCUUGGACAAAUCUCUAGUUUGCACCACUUUAGAUCAGUUUAUAAAUGCCUCUUUMAACAUCCUGUAAUUAUAGGUACCCAACAUUCCUUCAAGGGAUAAUGUAGCCUAUCUAGUAUUAACCAAAAGUCAUUAUGGAAUUACCUAAUAACUACAAAAAACCUUCUGCAUCCUCCGGUAUUAUGUGGAGAGCAGGACUGUCCUCUAGAUUUUACUCUUUAAAAUCUCCAUGUUCAUAUCAAUAUGAUGCAAGGAAAAUAAUACUGUAUUUAAGCAUAAAAAUAAUCAACUAUACAUCACUAAUACUUGCUCUGUUACUACUCCAUGGCUAAGACCCACUGAACAAACAGAACUCACACAGGAAAUAAACUACCUUGCUCUUCCCUGCAGGGGAGAUAAUCAGGCUGGAAAAGUCCUGUGAAGGGUCGUGAGUGGAGCAGGCAGAGGGGAUGCCUUCUCAGGGCCUUAUGUGGCUUUGUGCCAAGGGGAGCACAACAUUUCAGGCCAGAUCCUCCCCAGGGAAAGCCUUGAGCCCAAAUGUGAGCAAGGAUUUUAAUUGGCGCAACUUGGUGAGACAAGGCAAGGUUUCUUUAUUCCGGUAAUGACUCAGGCAUAACUUAUGCACUUGGAAAUUAAAUGUUUUCAUUUAUUGAUUGCCCAAAAUGAGAGCAUGCCAGGCUGCAGAAUUGCUGGAAUUUCAUAAGUACACUUGUGUACCAAGUACUAAAGUGCCUGGUGCUGGAGGAGCAAGGAAAUAACUGAAGUUUCUUCACUUGGAUGUGUGAAAUUCGUGAAUGUUUUCAGAACAGGCAAUGUUACUGUACUUGGACUCCUGUUCUCUGAUCUGAAGCGUGAGUACAACACAAACAUCUGCUGGAGCAUUUAUGGUGGAUUAYAGGGUGUUAGAGUAACAGGAAUAGCAUGCAAACAUAGCAAAUGAAAGUAUUCAUUAUCAAAAUUAGAGGUAGAUCAGAUUGAGUAUGAUCUGUGACCGCAUACUGAGCAAGAAAAAUACAAAUACAUGUUGAAUAAACAGUGCCAGCUGGGCUUAAURAUCUGUAGGAAAAAUAAUAUCCUGUCAAACAUGUAACAUAUAUACAGGAUUAAUCAGGCAAUUUUAAUUUUAGAAUUGCCUUAUCUUUUCCUUCCCUUCAAAAUCUUUUCAGUUCUGUUAAUGUGUUUUGAUUGAGUGAAUAUGUACAAGAUUUUUCUGAUAGUGUAGUAUGAAUUGCAGCCAGAAUUAAUUGCAGCCUUUUGCAUGUUUUCAAUUCAAAGUCCAUAUAUAACCUGACUUGCUUUUUCAGCACCCUCUAGAGUAAGCAGAAWGAUCCAGCAGCCUUUCCUUUCAUCUUAGCUGAGGUAAUGCACUCCUCUUUUUGUUGGACUUCCUGAUACUCUGAACUUUCAAAAAUGUUUGCGGAAGUAUUGACAAAUGGGAAGUUGUUAAAUAAGUGUUCAUAUUAUAAAAACAGUCUUUAAGAUAGUUUCACAUGAAAGCCUUACUUCAGAAAUAAAAGCCAAUCAAACCAAUUGUUAYCUGGCAACCAGGAUAAUAUUGCUACUAAAGUGAUGCAUUACCUGCUAUAACUGCAAAGGGAAUCUCUGGGAAGAAGUACUACAGGGUUAAGCCAGUUCUGUGUUCAUCAGUCUUGCAGGAAAAUCAAGUCAUUGUUUACAUGACAGUGGGUUGGCUCUCUCUUCCUCUCUCAUGGAUCAUCCACAGUGCUCUAUACUGUCUCUUCUUUUUCUUUACAAUUUACCAUAUUUUUACGCUGGUGCUUUUUAUCUUGGAUGCUUAAGUUGCUCCUCAUUCCUCUCUCACUUCUUUUUGCAAUUUUACUUUUAUUAUUUUGCAUAAUUCUCACAAUCCAGUGAGUUUUUCAGCAGUCUGUGCUAAAGCCUAGCCCUUGGGUCACAGGGCUAGGAGAUUAAUCCCUAGAUUAAUAACAUUAAUCUGCUGUUUCCCCCCUGUCCCCAUCUCUGAUCUUACACUUCAGGCCCAGCUGAGCUCUCCCAGGCAGGUUAUGCCAGUGCUGUGAAAGGCAACACCUCUCAGAGAGCUCCCAGUGCUCAUCAGGRUGUAAUUCCAGUGGCCUCCCAGAGCGUGCCCGGGCUGCUUUUUGGKAUGUUGGUAAAACACCAGAAUUCAGCUGCAGCAAGGACCCAGCGAACAGCAGCACACCAGUAACCUCUAAAGGGAACCUGAGGCUUGCGGAAGUUAGUUUUCUGUUUCUAUGACAAUUAAUUUUGAUUUCAAAGAGUGGCAUUAAACUGCCAACAAAAAGGCACCAUUCCCCUCUCAGUUUACAGUGGUAAUUCAUUAUUCAUCGUGCAGAAUUAGAGCUCGACUGAAAGGCUCUGAGGGAGGUCUCAUGCAAUACACCACAGAAGUUCAGUAGUUAAAGAUGCUGUUGAUUCUUUCCARGUGAAAUAUAACUCAAUCUUAAAAAAAAAACCAAAUCAGUUUGAUAGAGUUUUUUUUAAAGCAUGUGAAUUUGUUUGCAAGAGCCAUACGAAAAGAACUGAACAUGGGCUUGAUGUCUGGAAGCUACACUUGAUGUCUGGAAGCUACACUUAUUAUUAUCAUUACUAAUGUCAUAAUAUGUUUGCUGCUGCAACCAAAAACUUUGUUAAACAGGUUGGUGAUGGAGGAAGACUAGUUCCAGUGCCCAGCCUCAGUGAAGCUGAUAGAUACCAACCUCUGAGCCUUGUGAUUAAAAAAAGAAAAUGUUCACUUUCAAAAAAAUCUAAAUUUGCUUCAACACCUUUCACAUUAAAAGACAUUCUUCAAGGAGAGAAAGAAAUUUCUGCAGGUGUCUCAUCUUACCAGUUGCUCAACUACGAAGACAAAUCAGAUGUUUCGCUUAAUGGUAGAAAAGGAAAUCAGAUAAUGAAUGAUGUUGGUUUUGAUGUUGCUGGAUCAGAUUCCAUCGCCUUUAAAGCUUCAUUUGGCAUAGUGACCAAACAYGAAGUUGAAGUACCAACAUUACUUAAAGAACUUACCACAAGAAAAAUAAACUUUGAUCAUUGUCUAGUCCAUCAGUCAAGAAAAAGUAGGAUGGAAAUUUUGUGUGUGGUCAUGGAAAGUAUUCGAACUACAAGACAGUGCUCACUAACUGUCCAUACUGGAAUGCGUGGAGAGACAAUGAGGUUUCAGAUAAUUGAAGAUCAGAAUUCUAAAGGGCGGGACAAAGCCAUUGUUUUUCCUGCACAYACAACUAUUGCUUUUAGUGUGUUUGAACUCUACAUUCAUUUGGAUGGUAAUUUCGAACUUUGUGUGACUCCAAUUUCAAAAGGAGGAUUUGAAAGAGAGAAAUCUGGAUCAUCUUCAUUGACCAAAUUAAGGAGAUUAAAGAAUAAUUUGUUUUAUCGAAAUAAAGGAGUAGUGGAAAUCGUUGCUAACUCUGAUCCUUACUUGGAGGACCUUUUUGCAGAUUAUUAUGAAAAAGCUGCGAGCAUGACUGAUGUCUCUACAAGCUAUCUCAGAGAUGGUUCUCAUAUCCGAAUUAAUUUACUGAAUAACAACAUUCCCAAAGGCCCCUGUGUCCUUUGUGGAAUGGGAAGUUCUAAAAGGGAGACAGUCUAUGGAUGCCUGGAGUGUUCUUUUAAUGGACAUAAGUAUGUACGACUGCAUGCAGUGCCCUGUUUUGAYCUCUGGCAUAAGAGAAUGAAGUAACUGACCUGGGCAAGUGCCCAAGUCACAGACAUGGGCAUAACUGUGCCACAAAC